AUGAAAGUAAAGUUUAAAGAAAUUUCCUUGGCAGAAAAAGCCGUCAGCCAAGGUAUCCUCCGCCUCUACUACCACCUGAGACCAGCCAAUUACAACAUAGAACAAGAAGAACACUUCAACAUAACCCCAUGUUGGACAUGCUACAAGUACGACCACACAGCCGCAGUCUGCCAACAUAGGGAUAUCAAAGUUGGUGGAGGCAGCACUCAGGUUGGUGGAGACAGCACUCAGGUUGGUAGAGGCAGCACUCAGGUUGGUGGAGACAGCACUCAGGUUGGUGGAGGCAGCACUCAGGUUGGUGGAGGCAGCACUCAGGUUGGUGGAGACAGCACUCAGGUUGGUAGAGGCAGCACUCAGGUUGGUGGAGACAGCACUCAGGUUGGUGGAUGCAGCACUCAGGUUGGUGGAGGCAGCACUCAGGUUGGUGGAGGCAGCACUCAGGUUGGUGGAGACAGCACUCAGGUUGGUAGAGGCAGCACUCAGGUUGGUGGAGGCAGCACUCAGGUUGGUGGAGGCAGCACUCAGGUUGGUGGGGGCAGCACUCAGGUUGGUGGAGGCAGCACUCAGGUUGGCGGAGGCAGCACUCAGGUUGGUGGAGACAGCACUCAGGUUGGUGGAGGCAGCACUCAGGUUGGUGGAGGCAGCACUCUGGUUGGUGGAGGCAGCACUCAGGUUGGUGGAGACAGCACUCAGGUUGGUGGAGGCAGCACUCAGGUUGGUGGAGGCAGCACUCAGGUUGGUGGAGACAGCACUCAGGUUGGUGGAGACAGCACUCAGGUUGGUGGAGACAGCACUCAGGUUGGUUACAGCAGCACUCAGGUUGGUGGAGACAGCACUCAGGUUGGUGGAGGCAGCACUCAGGUUGGUAGAGGCAGCACUCAGGUUGGUAGAGGCAGCACUCAGGUUGGUAGAGGAAGCACUCAGGUUGGUGGAGGCAGCACUCAGUCGGGUCGUGUACGUCACAGUCGGGUCGUGUACGUCACAGUCGGGUCGUCUACGUCACAGUCGGGUCGUGUACGUCACAGUCGGGUCGUCUACGUCACAGUCGGGUCGUCUACGUCACAGUCGGGUCGUCUACGUCACAGUCGGGUCGUCUACGUCACAGUCGGGUCGUGUACGUCACAGUCGGGUCGUCUACGUCACAGUCGGGUCGUCUACGUCACAGUCCGGUCGUCUACGUCACAGUCCGGUCGUCUACGUCACAGUCGGGUCGUCUACGUCACAGUCGGGUCGUCUACGUCACAGUCGGGUCGUCUACGUCACAGUCGGGUCGUCUACGUCACAGUCGGGUCGUCUACGUCACAGUCGGGUCGUCUACGUCACAGUCGGGUCGUCUACGUCACAGUCGGGUCGUCUACGUCACAGUCGGGUCGUCUACGUCACAGUCGGGUCGUCUACGUCACAGUCGGGUCGUCUACGUCACAGUCUGGUCGUCUACGUCACAGUCGGGUCGUCUACGUCACAGUCGGGUCGUCUACGUCACAGUCGGGUCGUCUACGUCACAGUCGGGUCGUCUACGUCACAGUCGGGUCGUCUCCGGUUGCUCGCCUCACUCUGGGACGCCUCACCCGCUAA
Procambarus clarkii (red swamp crayfish) is the source of this 1575-nucleotide messenger RNA. The record is from RefSeq and is a predicted model, not a curated record. Lineage: Eukaryota; Metazoa; Arthropoda; Malacostraca; Decapoda; Cambaridae.